Molecule: messenger RNA, 1203 nt
Organism: Anopheles coustani
Lineage: Eukaryota; Metazoa; Arthropoda; Insecta; Diptera; Culicidae
Gene: thoc6
Product: THO complex subunit 6
Exons: 3
Coding region: 69-1067 (332 amino acids)
Biological process (GO): mRNA export from nucleus
Cellular component (GO): THO complex; transcription export complex
Molecular function (GO): protein binding
Source: RefSeq, a predicted model, not a curated record
AGUCUCGAUUGUUAGCUCAAUUUAGCUUUCUGUUUACGAAACACAAACAACAAUUAGCCGGACUCGAGAUGAUCAACAUUCAACGCUGUUAUUACACUACCAUCCAUUCUCAAACUCUUUCAAAGGAUGGACGUUUUCUAUUUUGCGGAAGCAACUUUGGAGAAGUAUUCGUUUACAGCAUCGAGCGCAUAACGGCUAGCAAUGCAUCGCCGGACCCGGGUGAAAUGGAAAAACUUCCCACACUUCCUAUACAGGUGUUUCCAGUUACGGAGCGAUGCCCAAUCUAUAGUUUAGCGUUCCACAAAGAUUUUCUUAUAGUGGGAUUGAAUGGAGAGAUUUGCGGGUUUCAAUGGUCCAGCAAAUCGGCUUCCCUUGGUAAAAAAGCUUGGACCGUAAAACUGCCGGCCCCCCCAGAGAACGCAGACAUGAGCGAGGUGAACUACUUAUGGCUAAACGAAACGUUGGAGAUGCUUUACGCCGGAUGUGGUGAUAACAUUAUGUACUGUAUCUCGCUGGAGGAUGGAAAGGUCUGUCGGGAGUUUCAUGGGCACACCGACUACAUACAUUGCGUUGCUGGCUGUGGAUCCAAACUUGCCACUGCUUCAGAGGACGGGUUUGUGAUGCUAUGGGACAGCAGGCAAAAGAGAUCAUUCGCCAAGAUUGAACCGCACACGUUACCGCUUUUGCAGCGUCCAGAAUUCGGCCGUUGGCAAGGAACAGCUGCGUUAACAGAUGAUUGGCUUGUUUGCGGCGGAGGUCCACGCUUCUCGCUGUGGCAUUUGCGCUCGUUAGAAUGUACGAUCGAUUUUGAUUUUCCUGAACGGUUGCACGUGUCUGGUUUUGCAGACGAUCUAAUUUACGCCGGUGGUGAUUACAACAAGUUUUAUCAGUAUAACUUCAAUGGUAACAUAACGGCAGAGAUACCAAUUUCGGGCCCGUCCGCUUACAGCGUGGCCAUGCAGACGGAACCCUACCGGAUGCUAGCAAUCGCGGGCGCUUCGGCACAAAUAGAUGUGUGUACUAGCUUCACGUACCGUGAUAUUGUGUUACAAACGUACAAAAAAUAGUUGCGAACCAAUACUAAUGGGAUGGUUAAGGUGUCUAUUUCAAUCUCUCUUCACAUUCAAAAAAUUAAAAAAAUACGCAUUGGUAGAAAUCAAACCAAUCACUUGGUUCACUAAAUAAAAGCUGGAACUGAAAGAA